CAUAUUUGGCUCUAUUAAGCUUCCCCGUACGAGGUCCGCGAUGACACUGUUAUGACGCAGAGGUUGAGUAAUUCGUCAUGCAAAUUUUUUUUUUUUUUUUUAAUAUUUCAAAACAACGCGAACGCGCACUCAAGUCAGCUGGGAAAGUCGACGUGUCAUAAUUGUGUUCAUCGGCACAGUACAUCCAAAAACUCGUGCGAAAGAGAAGAAAGCCACUUAGUAUGAUUUGGGUCCGUCUCUUGCGUGGCGCGUGUGACGAUGACUUGAGAAAGAGGACCAGAAAAGAAGUGCCGCACUGUGACUCAUCGGUUUCCGUGUCGCCUUUCUCCCCAGAGUGGUUUUGGCAGCACAUGGAUCCCCCUCGGCAGGCCAACAGGGCCAACCCAAAGCAAGAGGCGAAAAGCAGUCCAGCAGAGUCGAAAGCGCCCCGUCGCAAGGAUGCCUACGCCCGGCUCCUGAGCCUGCACCGCAGCAGCACCUUCACCAAGUACCUGGAGCACUUCGCCAUGGAGUCUGCGCUCCCAAUGGAAGACGACGGAGCGAGCACGCUUGCGAAAGGCCACGCCGACGAGCUCGGAGCACCCCGAGCGAAACGGGACUGGAGCGCAAAUCGUCUCUCGGAUUCCGCCGACUUUUCCUCUCCUCCCUUUAAAGGCCGAGGAGACGAGAGCUCCCUUUCCUUGUACAUGGUGAAAUUAAGCCUUCGGAAUGCGCGGCGCGACGGAGAAAGGAAGCCGGGCGUGUCCGAAAAGCACAGGAAGGCGCAGAGGCGGGAUACGGCCACCAGCCAAGACGGGGACAUCGAGUCCGGAGAGGAGCUCGCUGCCCUCGGCCCGAACGACUCCAAGAAGCAGCAGCGACAGCGCAGGAAAACCAAAGAAAACUCCUCCAAGGGUGCCCUCAAUAAACCGGAAGUGGAGGACGUCAAGAGGGCGAAGAAAAAGAACCUGACCAAGCCGUCGGAGGAGGCCGAGCCAAAAUGUUCGGGUGACGGUCACGGUCCCGAGUCCCCUCUGGGUUCCCCGACCCGCCAAAGAACGCGGGUACUUCGGGAAUCAAUUCUGCUCAUCCCCAUCGACGUCUUGUGCAGUUGUUCUUCAGCCUCCGGCGCCGGCUCGCCCGCAGACAAGAAUCGGAACCAAGGAGGCCGAGGCUCGCGGAAAGCCAUUUUUGAAGCCUACGUGACAACUGAAGACGUUUCUCGUGGCCUUAAAAGAGGAGAACUCGUUCAGGGACAAUUGCGAAUCAACCCCAAGAAGUACCACGAAGCUUUUAUCCCAUCUCCUGACGGCACUCGGGAUAUAUUUUUGGAUGGCGUCAUUGCUCGUAACAGGGCACUAAACGGAGACAUAGUCGUGGUGCAAAUCUUGCCACGGGAACAAUGGAAGGUUGUGAGGUCCGACACAGACUGUGAGGGAGCCAGUGAGUCCGAGACCCCGAAAGGAAACCCGGUCCAAGCGGGCCAGAAGAAGAUGACGCGAGGUCCACGCGCUUCUGCCGACGAUGGGCGGAGCCACCGGGCUGGGCUUUCAGAGAGAGAUCAUCUGGGAAACAGCCUCAGCCAACAGCCCAACGGCGAAGUUCUUCAAAUGACUGCGAAAGUGGUGUACAUUGUGGAAAAGAAGCACUCGAGGGCCGUGACAGGCAGCCUGAAAUUUCUCGCCGACAAGCCUUUCGCCAUGUUCUCCCCCGUGGACCACCGCGUACCGAGGAUUAACGUCCCGCUGACGGACUGUCCAGAAGACUUCAGGUGCCGCCCGGGCGAUUACGCCAACACGCUUUUCAUCUGCCGCAUCACCGACUGUCCGGCCGACAGCAACUUCGCAGAAGGUCGGCUGGCGAAGACCUUGGGCCAGGCUGGGGACAUCGAGCCCGAAACGGAGGGCAUUUUGUCGGAGUAUGAUGUGGAUUUUUCCGAGUUCUCGGAUGAAGUGCUGGAUUGCUUGCCCAAGGAUGUGCCCUGGAAUAUCUCGCCCGAGGAGAUGGCCGAGAGGAGAGACUUGAGGCAGGAGUGCAUCUUCACAAUCGACCCCGCGACCGCCAGAGACCUGGACGACGCCUUGUCCUGCAAACGGCUUCCCGACGGGAACUUUGAGGUGGGGGUCCACAUUGCGGAUGUCAGCUACUUUGUGCAGCCGGGCGACGCUCUGGAUAACGUGGCCAGCCAGCGAGCCACGAGCGUCUACCUCGUACAAAAAGUCAUCCCCAUGUUGCCGAGGCUGCUCUGCGAGGAGUUAUGCAGUCUGAACCCCCUCACCGACAGGCUCACCUUCUCCGUCAUCUGGAAAAUGUCCCCCGAAGGAAAGAUUCUGGACGAGUGGUUCGGCCGCUCCGUCGUCCGCUCGUGUGUCAAGUUGAGUUACGAUCACGCUCAGAGCAUGAUCGAGGCCCCCGAGAGGACGUUUGCUGCCGAAGAGCUGCCCCCCGUGGACCCUCGCCACUCCGUCGAGGCGAUUCACCGGGCGGUGCUGAACCUGCAUUCCGUCGCCAAGAACCUCAGAGCGCAGCGUUUCUCCGGAGGAGCGCUGCGACUGGACCAGUUGAAACUCUCUUUCACUUUGGACAAAGAGACCAUGAUGCCUCAAGGCUGCUACGUCUACGAGUACAGAGACAGCAACAAGUUGGUGGAAGAGUUCAUGCUCCUGGCUAACAUUGCCACGGCGCAGCAUAUUUACAGACACUUCCCCGACCUGGCGCUCCUCCGACGCCACCCUCCACCCAAAGCUAAGAUGGUGGAUGAGCUGCAAGAGCUUUGCGAGCAGCUGGGCAUCGACCUCGACCUUUCGUCUGCCGGCGCCUUAAAUAAGAGUCUCCUCUCCGCUGUCGGUCACGAUGAAUAUUCCGUGGCCCGGAAAGAAGUCCUCACCCACAUGUGCUCCCGACCGAUGCAGAUGGCGUUGUACUUCUGUUCAGGUGUCCUGAAAGAGGAAAAGCUUUUCAAACACUACGCCUUGAACGUUCCUCUUUACACGCACUUCACCUCACCCAUCAGACGCUACGCCGACAUCAUUGUGCACCGGCUGCUGGCGUCCUCGCUGAAGUGUUGUCCAAAGUUGCAGCUGUCAACAGAGGAAGUCCAGAAACAGACGUCGCGCUGCAACGAGAAGAAGACUGCGUCGAAGAGGGUCCAGGAGCUGAGCGCCGAGAUUUUCUUUGGGGUUUUUGUCAAGGACUGCGGCCCCCUGGACUCGGAGGCCAUGGUGAUGGGCGUGUUGGAUCAGUCCUUCGACGUGCUGGUUCUGCGCUACGGGGUGCAGAAACGCAUCUACUGCAAGUCGGUGAGCGGCCUGGCCUCGUUCCGCCAUCGCCAGGUGGGGAAGAAAUCCGAGCUGACUCUCGCGUGGACGUCGGAGGACCCGCGGAAACCUCCGCUGGAGCAGGUCAUUUCCAUCUUCACACGUGUGGAGGUGCAGCUCAAGGCCGACAGCGCGCCCUUGAAAUACAGCGCCUUGCUCAAGAGGCCCAGCGCCAUGGCACCAUAAAUCCUCCCAUGUCAUGACAUGUAAGCGGCGUCAUUGCAGUACAGUACGCGCGGACGCUACCGUUGGCCGCAAAACACUCCCGCGUUCUGACGUUGUGACUUGAACAAAGGAGGGCCUGCAGCGCGCUAAUUAUGAAAUUAACGUGUAGUAAAGUCUGCACCAUUUUAUUUAUUUAUUUUAUUUUUUUUUUUUUUUUCUCGGUGAAAUAACAAUUGUGAAUUGGUCCAGAAUGUUUUGUGGCUUUGGCCACAGUCCAUAAAAAGAAUGAGAAUAAGAAUCCAGGUUGACGCCACUCGUCGUCAACGGAACUUAUUGAACUUCUGUUUUGGUCAUUUGACACUUUGAAAGCGGGACUGAUAUUUGACCCCUGGGGUCGCAUAUUUAAAAAGAGGAUUGGGACGUCUUGGGUUGCUCUGCAAGGCUGAAAGCGGGAUAGAUCUUGUACUGCUUGUCUGUCAGACUCACAAGAUCAAUAGCUUACUCACUCCUUGUUUUGAUUUUAAGAUUUGGAAUGCAUAAAAAAAUGGCGCUGAACACCAUUGCGCUCUUAAUUUUGUGCAAAAAGGGUGUAGCUUUUUUUAAUGCGCAGAUUUUGUUGACGUUAUGAGACUUGACUUUUGAAGAAACCUCUGUCCUGUUUAAUAAGUACCUCAAAAGAGUUUGUGCCGUAUUUAAUCAAAUUGUGCUAUUUUAUUUUAAACAAUUUGCGGUGUUUACGUCCUGCAACGCUUUGAUCUUGCUGCAGCUUUAAAUGUGUUUUAAAAGUUGUAGAGAAAAAAAAAAUGUCCACGUGACAAUUAACCUUUGUUUUUUUUUUUAUCAUUUGUGUCAUUUUAACUUGAACUUUUUGUCAUCAUGUGUAUGUAACUUUAUUGUUGCCAGGAUUUCUGGGGCAGGCUGACAAAGCGCUUGGCCAUUUUGUUUAUGUGAUUUAUUGUUAUUAUGUCAUGGCAAAAAGUAGCAAGCAUGGGAGUGGAAGAGCGAAACAGGCCCAUCUUUUAUCUCUGGAUAAAUAAAUGCAUCCAUGGAA
Messenger RNA from Syngnathoides biaculeatus (alligator pipefish), 4512 nucleotides. It is a transcript of the gene dis3l2, whose product is annotated as DIS3 like 3'-5' exoribonuclease 2. Gene Ontology annotation, molecular function: RNA binding; 3'-5'-RNA exonuclease activity. Gene Ontology annotation, cellular component: P-body; exosome (RNase complex). The record is from RefSeq and is a predicted model, not a curated record. Gene Ontology annotation, biological process: miRNA catabolic process. Lineage: Eukaryota; Metazoa; Chordata; Actinopteri; Syngnathiformes; Syngnathidae.